Molecule: messenger RNA, 2616 nt
Organism: Eubalaena glacialis (North Atlantic right whale)
Lineage: Eukaryota; Metazoa; Chordata; Mammalia; Artiodactyla; Balaenidae
Gene: DSPP
Product: dentin sialophosphoprotein
Biological process (GO): odontoblast differentiation; dentinogenesis
Cellular component (GO): nucleus; cytoplasm
Molecular function (GO): collagen binding
Source: RefSeq, a predicted model, not a curated record
AUGAAGAUAAUUAUAUAUUUUUGCAUUUGGACAGUAGCAUGGGCCAUUCCAAUAAUAUUUUCACUUUGGUAGGUUCCUCAAAUCAAGCCAUUGGCGAGACACGCUGUUGACAAAUCUGUGAAUUUACAUCUUCUAGCAAAAUUGAAAGUGCCAAUACAGGAUGAGUUAAAUGCCAAUGAUACCACCAAAGAAAGUGGUGUCCUCGUGCAUGAAAAUGAAAGAGGAAGGCAACAGUGCACCAAAGAUGGUUACAAAGGAGAGAGAAAUGGUUCUGAGUGGGCAGAAGUGGGAGAGAAAAGUUCUUCUACACGUUCCAUGUUAGCAAAUGAAGAGGGGAAUACUGAGGAUCUGAAUGGGGGCACAGGAAAACCAGAAACAUAUGGUCAUGAUGGGAUCCAUGGCCAAGAAGACAGCACCACAGCAAAUGGCAUCAGGGGACAAGUAAGCAUCAUCGACAGUGCUGGAACAGCAAAUGGGAACAAUAUUAAUGGGAUUACUGAGAACAAUUCCAAAAAUGGGGGUGCUGGAAAUGCGAGUCAGAGUGAAGAUGCCACUGUUGUCCAAGAAGAUGGACAUCAAAUAGCUGGAAGCAAUAAUGGUACAGGUCAUGAGGAUGAAAUAAGUGGGAACUUCUGUAGAAAUGGGGGUGAUACACAUGAACAAACACCCCAGAGAGAAGGCGAGAGCAACGGGAAUGAGGAGACAGGGGUGACACCAGGGGGAAGUGGAGAUAGCAAUAGAGAAGAUGUUGCCUUGGAUAAUUCUGAUGGAAGUCCUAGUGGGAAUGGAGCAGAUGAAGAUGAAGACAUGGGCUCUGGUGAUGAUGAAGGUGAAGAAACAGGGAAUGGAGAAAAAGGCCCUGGUAACAGCAAGGGCCAAGAGGGUCAACCUCAUGAGACAGAAGAUGACGAUGACAAUAGCUUAGGUCAAAAUUCAAUUAGUAGUGAAGAUGAUGACCCUGGGGACAAAGAAGACGCCCAUGCCAUAGACAACACCUCCAAGAGUGAGGAAGAUUUUGACGAUAUUCCAGGAGACAAUGGUAGCCAAAAAAUAGAGGACACUCAAAAACCCAAUCACAGAGAAAGCAAAGCUGUGGAAAAUGGAAUCACUGAAAAAUUAGAGCCACCUGCUAUUGGGAAGAGCCAAGUUAAGGGAAUAGAAAUGGAAAGUCCCAGCAGUGGCAACAGAAACAAUAUUACCAAAGAAGCUGGGAAAAUGAAUGAAGAUAAAGAGAGUAAAGGCCAACAUGGAAUGAUUGUGGGCAAAGGAAAUGUCAAGACACAAGAAGAGGUUGACGUCAUGCAAGGACCUGGCCAGAAAUUAGAACUUCGAAAUAAGUUUGGACCCAGCAAAACACGCAGUGACAGUAACAGUGACGGCUAUGACAGUUAUGAGUUUGAUGAUGAAUCCGUGCAAGAAGAUGAUCCCAACAGCAGUGGUGAGUCUAAUGGCAGUGAUGAUACCAAUUCUGAAGGUGACAACAACCACAGUAGCCGAGGAGAUGCUCCUUAUAACUCUGAUGAAUCAAGUGAUAAUGGCAACGACAGUGACUCAAAAGGAGGAGAAGAAGAUGAUAGUGAUAACACAUCAGAUGCUAAUGAUAGUGGUAGUGAUGGCAAUGGUAACAAUGGGAGUGAUAAGAAUGGAAAAUCAGGCAGCACCAAAGAUAAAUCAGAUAACAGUGACAGCAGUGACAGUAGUGACAGCAGUGAUAGCAGUGACAGCAGUGACAGUAGUGACAGCAAAUCAGACAGCAGCGACAGUAGUGAAAGCAGUGACAGCAGUGACAGUAGUGAUAGCAGUGACAGUAGUGACAGUAGUAGUGGCAGCAAGUCUGACAGCAGUGACAGCAGUGACAGUAGUGAUAGCAAUGACAGUAGCAACAGUAGUGACAGCACAUCAGACAGCAGUGACAGUAGUGAAAGCAGUGAUAGCAGUGACAGUAGUGAUAGCAGUGACAGCAGUGACAGCAGUGACAGUAGUGAUAGCAGUGACAGCAGUGACAGUAGUGACAGCAAAUCAGACAGCAGUGACAGUAGUGACAGCAGUGACAGUGACAGUAAAUCAGACAGUGACAGUAGUGACAGCAGUGAUAGUGACAGUAAAUCAGACAGUGACAGCAGUAACAGUAGUGACAGCAAAUCAGACAGUGACAGUAGUGACAGCAGUGACAGUAGUGACAGUAGUGACAGCAAAUCAGACAGUAGUGACAGCAGUGACAGCAAAUCAGAUAGUAGUGAUAGCAGUGACAGUAGUGACAGUGACAGCAGCGACAGUGACAGCAGUGACAGCAGUGAUAGUGACAGCAGUGACAGUGACAGCAAUGAUAGUGACAGCAGUGAUAGUGACAGCAGCAACAGUGACAGCAGUGACAGCAGUGAUAGUGACAGUAGUGACAGUGACAGCAGUGAUAGUGACAGCAGCAGCUGUGACAGCAGUGAUGACAGUAGUGACAGCAACAGCAGUGAUAGUGACAGCAGUGACAGUGCAUCUGACAGUGGUGAUGAGAGUGACAGCAAGAGCAAGUCUGGUAACGGCAACAACAAUGGAGGUGGUAGUGACAGUGAUAGUGACAGUGAAGGCAGUGACAGUAAUCACUCAACCAGUGACGAUUAG